Messenger RNA from Corylus avellana, 963 nucleotides. RefSeq names its product NAD(P)-linked oxidoreductase superfamily protein. Gene Ontology annotation, molecular function: oxidoreductase activity. The record is from RefSeq and is a predicted model, not a curated record. NCBI's taxonomy places the organism in Eukaryota, Viridiplantae, Streptophyta, Magnoliopsida, Fagales, Betulaceae.
GAGAGAGAGAGAGAGAUGAGGAGCAAUCAGGUGCGGUUGAACUGUGGUAUAACAAUGCCUUCCAUUGGACUAGGCACUUAUUCCUCCCAAAAUGACAGUGAGACGACAGAGCUAGCCAUUCAUAUGGCCCUCAAGAUGGGUUACAGGCUUUUUGAUACAGCAAAAAUCUAUGGUUCAGAGCCAGCUGUGGGGAAAGCUUUGACAGAUGCAAUUCAUGAUGGGACGGUAGACAGAGGAGACAUUUUUGUUACAUCUAAACUCUGGGGGAGUGAUCACCACGACCCUGUUUCAGGCCUCAAGCAAACUCUGCGGAAGAUGGGGAUGGAAUAUGUGGACAUGUACCUGGUGCACUGGCCAGUGAAGUUGAAGCCGUGGGCUUGUGAUGCCGUCCCCAAAGAGGAGGACUUUGAACCGUUGGAUCUUGAGUCCACCUGGGCUGGGAUGGAGAAGUGCCUCGACAUGGGGCUGUGCAGAUGCAUUGGUGUCAGCAAUUUCUCCAGCAAGAAGAUCCAACGGCUGCUAGAUUUUGCUUCUGUACCUCCGGCCGUCAAUCAGGUGGAAAUGCAUCCAAUGUGGAGGCAAAGCAAGCUCCGAGAGACGUGUGCGGAUCACAAAAUCCACGUAAGUGCGUAUUCACCGCUAGGUGGGCCCGGGAAUGCAUGGGGAUCAACAGCUGUGGUAGAUCACCCACUCAUCCAAUCCAUUGCUCUUAAACACCUAGCAACCCCAGCUCAGGUUGCUCUAAAAUGGGGAUUAUCGAAAGGAUCAAGCGUGAUCGUGAAGAGCUUCAAUCAUGAUAGGAUGAAGGAGAACAUGGGGUGCUUUGAUCUCAAGUUGAACGAUCAAGAACUCCUUGCCAUCGACAAGUUGGAAGAGAGGAAGAUCAUGAGAGGGGAGUUUCUUGUUAAUGAAACAACAAGCCCAUACAGGACAAUUCAUGAUCUCUGGGAUGAUGAAAUUUAA